UUAAGAGAAAGUAUUUCACUGCUCGUUACACACGUAGAUGAUUCCAGUUAAUAUCGAACUUUGGAGAACGUCACUUGUCAGCGGUAUAUUGCAUUCGGAAGCAUUGUACGAGUCAACCUUACCACACCCUGUGGCCAUUUUGGACCGUAGAGAAUUGUCUACAGAACGUCAAACGCAAAGUGUUGUUCGAAAUGGAUCAGAUUACGCCAAAGGAAGUGAAAAUCUUGGAAAAUCCUGAGGACAUUCAAGAACGGAGAGAGCAAGUUCUCAGUCGAUAUGCGAAUUUCAAGGCAGAAGCUAGGAACAAGAGAGAUAAACUUGAGGACUCCCGUCGCUUUCAAUAUUUUAAGCGAGAUGCGGACGAACUCGAAGGAUGGAUUUUUGAAAAACUGCAAGCUGCUUCGGACGAAAGCUACAAAGAUCCUACCAACCUUCAGGCAAAGAUACAGAAACAUCAAGCUUUCGAAGCGGAAGUUGCAGCUCAUUCUAAUGCUAUAGUGUCAUUAGAUAAUACCGGAUCAGAGAUGAUAGCUCAACACCAUUUUGCAAGCGAUGUCAUUAGUAAAAGAUUAAUGGAUCUUCAUCAGUUAUGGGUGUUGCUGCUCUCUAGAUUGGCAGACAAGGGUCUUAAAUUACAACAAGCCCUAGUACUUGUACAAUUUAUUCGACAUUGUGACGAAGUAAUGUUUUGGAUUCAUGACAAGGAAGCAUUUGUAACAACGGACGAAUUUGGUCAUGACUUGGAACACGUUGAAGUACUCCAAAGGAAAUUUGACGAAUUCCAAAAGGAUAUGGCUAGCCAAGAAUACAGAGUAACAGAAGUAAACGAACUGGCAGAUAAACUUCUUUUGGAUGGGCAUCCUGAACGUGAUACCAUCCUACGUAGGAAGGAGGAACUCAACGAAUCCUGGCAAAGAUUGAAGCAGCUUGCUGUUUUGAGACAAGAGAAACUUUUUGGUGCGCACGAAAUUCAGAGAUUUAACCGAGAUGCCGAUGAAACAAUGGCUUGGAUCGCAGAAAAGGAUGUUGUUCUAUCUUCAGACGAUUUUGGACGUGACCUUGCAAGCGUACAAACCUUACAAAGAAAGCAUGAGGGCAUAGAACGUGAUUUGGCAGCUUUAGAGGAUAAAGUUUAUACAUUGGGAGCAGAGGCAGAUCGUCUUGCAGCCAUUCAUCAAGCAGAUCAUUCGAAACAGAUUCAAGCUAAACGCGCAGAGAUCUUGCAGUCGUGGGAGAGCUUAACGGCAAAAGCAAAAGAACGUCGUCUGAAGCUCGAUGAAUCGUACUAUUUGCAUAGAUUUUUGGCAGAUUACAGAGACUUGGUUUCUUGGAUGAACGACAUGCGCGCGAUUAUAUCGGCAGACGAACUAGCUAAAGACGUUGCUGGUGCAGAAGCUCUUGUUGAAAGACAUCAGGAGCACAAGGGAGAAAUUGAUGCUAGAGCCGACAGCUUCGAUGCGACUACUUUGGCUGGCAACAAGCUACUGGAAAAGAAACAUUAUGCUGCCGAAGAAGUAACCAGAAAAUUGAAUUCUCUCGCCGAAGAUAAGCAGUCACUUUUGAGCCUUUGGGAAAAGCGAAAGAUUUUGUACGAACAAUGCAUGGACUUGCAGCUAUUCUACCGUGAUACGGAACAAGCGGAUGCAUGGAUGGCUAAACAGGAAGCAUUUUUAGCGAACGAAGACCUGGGUGAUUCCCUUGACAGCGUAGAAGCUCUUAUUAAGAAGCACGAAGAUUUCGACAAGUCUUUGGCAGCUCAGGAGGAAAAGGUCAAGAUAUUGGACGACUUUGCCGGCAAGUUGAUAGAAGGAGAACAUUAUGCAGCUGACGAUGUAGCGCAAAGACGUCAACUUCUGUUAGAAAGACGUGCCGUUCUUCUUGAAAAAUCUGCUCAAAGAAGACGCCGUUUAGAGGACGCGUACAAACUACAGCAAUUCGAACGCGACUGCGAUGAAACAAAGGGUUGGGUAAACGAGAAACUCAAAUUUGCCACUGAUGAUAGCUAUUUGGAUCCCACUAACUUAAAUGGAAAAGUACAGAAACAUCAGAACUUUGAGCAAGAAUUAAACGCCAACAGAACUCGUAUGGAAGAGAUGGUAGCUACUGGUCAAGAAUUAAUCGAGAGUGGUCACUAUGCCAGUGAUAGAAUUCGCACUCGUACCGAUGAAAUUAUGUCUCUGUGGGAAAGUCUUACUCAUGCCAGUGAAAAGAAAGGUGCUAAGCUGCAAGAAGCCUCCCAACAACAACAAUUUAAUCGUACCGUCGAGGAUAUUGAGUUAUGGCUGUCAGAAGUAGAAGGACAACUGAUGUCUGAGGAUUAUGGCAAAGAUCUAACCAGUGUGCAAAAUCUUCAAAAGAAGCAUGCUCUUUUGGAAGCCGACGUCACAUCCCAUUCGGAUAGAAUCGACAGCAUUGCCCAAGCUGCAGAUCAGUUUGUGAAAUCAGGACAUUUUGAUGCAGACAACAUCAAGGCUAAGCAGGAACAACUACAAGCUCGAUACGCUGCACUUCAACAGCCCAUGAGCAUUCGUAAACAACGACUUCUCGACUCACUGCAGGUACAACAGUUAUUCAGAGAUAUAGAGGACGAAGAAGCUUGGAUCCGCGAAAAAGAACCAGUUGCAGCGUCCACCAACCGUGGACGCGAUCUCAUUGGUGUACAAAAUCUACAGAAGAAGCAUCAAGCUGUUUUAGCAGAAAUAAAUAAUCACGAACCACGUGUAGCUGCUGUUUGUCAAGCAGGUGCGUCAAUGUUGCAAGAAAGCCACUUCGCCGCUGAGGAAAUUAGCCAACGUUUGGCUGCAUUGGAUGAGCAUUGGGGACAACUGAAAGAGAAAGCCAGACAACGUAAGAAUGACCUGGAUGAUUCCCUUCAGGCACAUCAGUACUUUGCUGAUGCUAAUGAAGCUGAGUCCUGGAUGAAGGAGAAACGACCUAUAGUUAUGAAUGCUGACUAUGGAAAAGACGAAGAUAGUUCUGAGGCUCUUUUAAAGAAACACGAGGCAUUGGUCAGUGAUCUGGAGGCAUUUGCAAGUACCAUAGCUGCUCUUAGAGACCAGGCUGCUUCUUGUCGUCAACAGGAAACUCCUACUAUUGAUAUUACUGGCAAAGAGUGUGUGGUGGCUCUCUAUGACUAUACAGAGAAGUCACCAAGAGAAGUUUCCAUGAAAAAGGGCGACACUUUGACUCUGUUGAAUUCUAAUAACAAAGAUUGGUGGAAAGUUGAAGUAAAUGAUCGUCAAGGUUUUGUUCCAGCUGCCUAUGUAAAGAGGGUAGAACCCGAGGCAGGAUUAAGCGCUUCUCAACAGAAUCUUGCCAGAGAACAAAGUUCCAUAGCUGCCAGACAAGCUCAAAUAGAAGCUCAGUAUGAUGAUCUCUUGAGACUUGCGCACGAAAGACAAAAUAAACUCAAUGAAACAGCCAAGGCUUAUGUACUUGUCAGGGAAGCUGCAGAAUUGGCCACUUGGAUUAAGGAUAAAGAGAAUCACGCUCAAGUGCAGGACGUUGGCGAGGAUCUAGAACAGGUAGAGGUAAUGCAGAAGAAAUUCGAUGAUUUCCAGGCAGACUUGAAGGCCAACGAGGUUCGGUUAGCUGAAAUGAACGAGAUUGCUGUACAGUUAAUGAGUCUUGGGCAGACAGAAGCUGCCCUGAAGAUUCAAACGCAGAUACAGGAUCUAAACGAAAAAUGGACUAGCUUGCAAACUCUCACUGCGGAACGUGCUAAUCAACUUGGUUCUGCUCACGAGGUUCAACGAUUCCAUCGUGACGUCGAUGAGACCAAGGACUGGAUUCGAGAGAAGGAUGCUGCAUUGAACAACGACGAUCUUGGAAAAGAUUUACGCAGCGUUCAGGCUUUGCAGCGCAAACACGAGGGUCUGGAAAGAGAUUUGGCUGCCUUGGGAGAUAAAAUUAAGCAGCUAGAUGAAACGGCUAAUCGCUUGAUGCAAUCACAUCCUGAAACUGCUGAACAGACCUACGCCAAACAGAAAGAGAUCAAUGAAGAAUGGACUCAACUGACGGCAAAAGCUAAUAGUAGGAAGGAAAAGUUGCUAGAUUCUUAUGAUCUGCAACGUUUCCUUAGUGAUUAUAGAGACCUGAUGGCUUGGAUCAACUCGAUGAUGGGUUUAGUCGCAUCAGAGGAGCUGGCUUCAGAUGUGACCGGUGCGGAAGCUCUCCUAGAACGACACCAGAAUCACAGAGCAGAGAUAGACGCACGAUACGGCAUACUUCCAGAGGAACAUCGCAUGGAGAUCGACGCCAGAGCAGGUACUUUCCAGGCAUUCGAACUUUUUGGUCAGCAGCUUUUACAAUCCAGUCACUAUGCCAGUGUCGAGAUUCAAGAAAAACUCGAAUCUAUGGCUGAAGCACGCCAAGAAUUAGAGAAAGCUUGGAUCCAACGACGUAUGCAGCUAGAUCAAAACUUGGAGCUACAAUUGUUCUGCAGAGAUUGCGAGCAAGCUGAGAACUGGAUGAGCGCCCGAGAAGCUUUCUUAAGCAGUGCAGACACUGUUGAUAGUAGCGACAACGUAGAGGCUCUCAUUAAGAAACACGAGGACUUUGACAAAGCUAUCAAUGCUCACGAAGAGAAGAUUGCCACAUUGCAGACUCUGGCUGAUCAGUUAAUCGCUGCAGAACAUUAUGCUGCAAAACCAAUUGACGAUAGACGUUGCCAAGUCCUGGACCGCUGGAAGCAUUUGAAGGAUGCUCUUAUUGAGAAACGUUCCAAGUUAGGAGAGUCUCAAACUCUGCAACAAUUCUCCCGAGAUGCCGAUGAGAUGGAAAAUUGGAUUGCUGAGAAACUGCAAUUGGCUACUGAGGAGAACUACAAGGAUCCAGCUAAUAUUCAAUCAAAACAUCAGAAACACCAAGCAUUUGAGGCUGAAUUGGCAGCGAAUGCGGACAGAAUUCAAUCUGUAUUGGCUAUGGGAGGUAAUUUAAUCGAGAAACACCAAUGUGCUGGUUCUGAGGACGCUGUACAAAAGAGGCUAGCGUCAAUUGCCGAUCAAUGGGAAUAUCUUACCCAGAAGACUACGGAGAAGUCGAUGAAGCUGAAAGAAGCCAAUAAACAGCGUACAUAUAUUGCUGCUGUUAAAGAUCUAGAUUUCUGGCUUGGUGAAGUGGAAAGCUUGCUUACGUCCGAAGAUGCUGGCAAAGAUCUAGCUUCUGUACAAAAUUUAAUGAAAAAGCACCAGUUGGUUGAGGCUGACAUUCAAGCACACGAAGAAAGGAUAAAGGACAUGAAUGCGCAAGCAGAUUCGCUGAUUGAAAGUGGACAAUUUGACGCAGCUGGUAUCCAAGAGAAACGACAGAGUAUAAACGAGCGUUAUGAGAGAAUUCGUAACCUCGCUGCUCAUAGGCAGGCAAGGUUGAACGAAGCAAACACUUUGCACCAAUUCUUCAGGGACAUCGCCGAUGAAGAGUCUUGGAUCAAGGAGAAAAAGCUACUAGUUGGAUCAGACGACUAUGGUCGUGAUCUCACUGGCGUACAAAACUUGAAGAAGAAACACAAGAGACUGGAGGCAGAGUUAGGUAGUCACGAGCCUGCUAUACAAGCCGUUCAAGAAGCAGGAGAGAAAUUGAUGGACGUCUCUAAUUUGGGAGUGCCCGAAAUUGAGCAACGUUUAAAGCUACUCAACCAAGCAUGGGCUGAAUUAAAACAGCUAGCAGCCAAUAGAGGACAGAAACUGGAUGAGUCCCUAACUUAUCAACAAUUUUUAGCAAAAGUAGAAGAGGAAGAAGCUUGGAUCACAGAAAAACAGCAGUUGCUGUCGGUCGAAGAUUAUGGUGACACUAUGGCUGCUGUUCAGGGCUUACUGAAAAAACAUGACGCGUUUGAAACUGACUUUGCAGCUCACGGUGAACGUUGCAAAGACAUUUGCGAAGCAGGGGAAGCUUUGAUCAAGGCUGGAAAUCAUCGUGCGGACGCUAUAGGACAAAGAUGUGCCCAACUUCGUAACAAAUUGGAACAACUUGGUGCUCUUGCUGCUAGGAGAAAGACACGACUUAAUGAUAAUUCGGCUUAUUUGCAGUUUAUGUGGAAGGCAGAUGUUGUUGAAUCCUGGAUCGCUGACAAGGAAACUCACGUACGCUCAGAGGAAUUCGGACGAGACUUGUCUACCGUUCAGACACUGCUGACUAAACAGGAAACAUUUGAUGCUGGAUUGCAUGCCUUUGAACACGAAGGAAUUCAGAACAUCACUUCUUUGAAGGAAAUGCUAGUCGAUUCUGGUCAUGAUCAGACGCCUAGUAUUCAAAAACGUCAUGCGGAUGUUAUUGCUCGAUGGCAGAAGCUUCUGGCCGAUUCUGACGCGAGAAAGCAACGCUUGCUAAGAAUGCAAGAUCAGUUCAGACAAAUUGAAGAAUUGUAUUUGACAUUCGCUAAGAAAGCCUCUGCUUUCAACUCGUGGUUUGAGAACGCAGAAGAAGAUUUGACAGACCCUGUGCGAUGUAACAGUAUCGAAGAAAUUCGAGCUCUCAGAGAAGCACAUGCACAAUUCCAAGCGAGCUUAUCCUCGGCAGAAGCAGACUUUGAAGCUUUAGCUGCCCUUGACAGGCAAAUCAAGAGCUUCAAUGUUGGCCCCAAUCCGUACACAUGGUUCACAAUGGAAGCAUUAGAAGAUACCUGGCGUAAUUUACAGAAGAUAAUUAAAGAACGCGACGUGGAGCUUGCUAAAGAAGCUCAACGGCAAGAAGAGAAUGACAAGUUGCGCAAAGAGUUUGCUAAACAUGCUAAUGCAUUCCAUCAGUGGCUAGCGGAGACAAGAACGUCUAUGAUGGAAGGAUCAGGAUCAUUAGAACAACAAUUGGAAGCAACAAAGAGGAAGACUCAAGAGGUUCGUGCUCGUCGUCAAGAUCUAAAGAAGAUCGAAGACUUGGGAGCUAUUUUGGAAGAACAUCUAAUUUUGGACAAUCGUUACACGGAACAUAGUACCGUAGGCUUGGCACAACAAUGGGAUCAGUUAGAUCAACUGGGAAUGCGUAUGCAACACAACUUGGAACAACAAAUACAAGCACGCAACCAAUCUGGUGUUUCUGAAGACGCGCUCAAAGAAUUCUCGAUGAUGUUCAAACACUUCGACAAGGACAAGAGCGGUCGUCUAAAUCACCAGGAAUUCAAAUCAUGUUUGAGGGCCCUUGGUUACGAUUUACCAAUGGUAGAAGAAGGCCAGCCUGAUCCGGAAUUCGAAAACAUUUUAGAUAUCGUUGAUCCGAAUAGGGAUGGUUACGUAUCGUUACAAGAAUAUAUGGCGUUUAUGAUUAGCAAGGAAACCGAGAAUGUACAAAGUUCCGAAGAAAUCGAAAAUGCUUUCCGUGCUAUUACUGCGGCAGAUCGGCCAUAUGUUACGAAAGAAGAAUUAUAUGCUAAUCUUACCAAGGAGAUGGCUGAUUACUGUGUUGCUCGUAUGAAACCUUACGUCGAUCCAAAAACGGAGCGACCAAUCACAGGAGCCUUGGAUUAUAUCGAAUUUACUCGCACUCUUUUCCAAAAUUAGUUGUAGUUACAACAGUUAUUAAAUUAUAGAAUAUGUUACAAUUAAACUAUUGGAUGCUUACUUAUUUUAUUAAAUACCUUGAUACUUCAA
Bombus pascuorum is the source of this 7583-nucleotide messenger RNA. RefSeq names its product spectrin alpha chain (gene alpha-Spec). The transcript has 8 exons. Bases 192 to 7493 code for a protein of 2433 amino acids. The record is from RefSeq and is a predicted model, not a curated record. Lineage: Eukaryota; Metazoa; Arthropoda; Insecta; Hymenoptera; Apidae. Gene Ontology annotation, biological process: actin cytoskeleton organization. Gene Ontology annotation, cellular component: cortical actin cytoskeleton; cell projection; cell junction. Gene Ontology annotation, molecular function: calcium ion binding; actin filament binding.